AACAGCCACGAAAAUGUUACAUCCUUUCUCUUUUCCUGUCUGAAAAGCUAAUCCAAUUAUUUUCUUUGUUUCCCUGAAGACGCAAAGAGGGGAUAAUAUGCAAUACCUUGUUGCAUCUGGUUCCUCUUCCUUUAUUGAGGGUUAUUCGUAUAGUCUCCUCCGCCACAGUUAUCCUCUCCCCAGAAUUCGCAAAUUGAGUUUGCUUAAGCCUCACUGUUCUCAGAGACAGCAGAGCCGAAGAAGCCUGAGAACUUCAUGGGCUUCAGUGUCACUUACACUUUUUGGCACUGGCUUCUUACUUGGUCCCCUUCUCGAUGGACUCCAUUCAAGGGUCAAUCUCGUUGUGUACGAAUCUGGCUCCAUUGAUAUUGGUCCACUCCACACAAACAUAUGGGUUCCUUUCUUGCUGGGGUUAUUUUAUUCCUCUGUUGGUUUGCUUCAACUCUACCUAGACGAAAAGGUCUUGAACAAGGUUCAAGAAGCAAGUUUAGCAAAAACAAUUGUCUCACUAAUAUUGUUGGCGCUGUUUAUAGAACUGAGUGCUGACCUCUACAAAGCCGGAAUAUCGAACAACAUUGAAGCCUACAUUUUAUUUGCUGCUGCAGAAUUUAUAUGGUUUUUCUUGGAUAGGACAUGGCCAGGUUUCACCUUGGCAUGCAUUGUUGGGCUUGGUUGCCCACUAGCUGAGGUUCCAAUUAUGAAGUUGUUCCACCUUUGGUACUAUCCUCAAGCGAAUAUUGAAAUAUUUGGCCAGGGACUAGUUACUUGGACACUCACUUGCUACUUCGUGUAUACGCCAUUCUUGAUCAAUUUGUCACGGUGGCUGAGAACAGUUUAUGCUCCUCAAACAGAGGACUCUGCCUAGAAAAUUAUGUACCUGUGCUGUCUAUUCCAUUAUGUAGUACUUAUAAAUAGCAUCAAUUUGCAGCCUUUGACAAACACAUUGUGGCAAGGCAUUGUAAUAAGGCAUUCUAGCUUAAAUAUAUGAUACUCGUGCAUAUUCACAAUGACUUAGCGACUUGAAUCAAUUCUCUAUUUUAAAUUUCCCAA
Glycine soja is the source of this 1050-nucleotide messenger RNA. RefSeq lists its product as uncharacterized. The record is from RefSeq and is a predicted model, not a curated record. The transcript has 5 exons. Lineage: Eukaryota; Viridiplantae; Streptophyta; Magnoliopsida; Fabales; Fabaceae. Bases 98 to 865 code for a protein of 255 amino acids.